Messenger RNA from Portunus trituberculatus (swimming crab), 1655 nucleotides. Its product is annotated as tyrosine-protein kinase SRK3-like. The transcript has 9 exons. Gene Ontology annotation, biological process: protein phosphorylation. Lineage: Eukaryota; Metazoa; Arthropoda; Malacostraca; Decapoda; Portunidae. The record is from RefSeq and is a predicted model, not a curated record. Gene Ontology annotation, molecular function: protein tyrosine kinase activity; ATP binding; protein binding. Bases 159 to 1619 code for a protein of 486 amino acids.
UUAUUACACCGGAUGCUACUUAUCACCUGUAGGAAACUUUUUUUUUUCUGCUGUUCUCUCUGUUUCGCUUAUCUUGGGUGUGUUUGGUAGUUUUGUGGCGUGUGCGGUGUCGGUAGCCUUGAUGUUUGUGUGUGCGAGGAAUUCAGUGAAAAAGUGACAUGGGCCAACACUGCUGCUGCUGCUCCAGUCACAAGGAAGAGACUCAGGAAGAAGAAACAGAGCAAAGCCAGGAGAGUGAGCCUAAGAAUUACACAGUGGUGGACUACGUGUUGGCUCAUCAUCCCUACCGAGCCAACGGGACCAACGAGCUCAGCUUCACCCAAGGAGACAAGCUAGAAGUGCUCAACAAAGAUGACGAGGACUGGUGGCUGGCCAGGCAUCCCGGAACUACAUCCAUUGGCUACAUCCCCGUGCCGUACGUGGCGCUCACCUCCUCCCUUGAGUCACACGAAUGGUACUAUGGUGACAUUCCACGCGUGGAAGCUGAACAAAUCCUCAUGAGUCAGUUUAAUUUGCCUGGCGCCUUCCUCAUACGCAACUCUUCCAAACACGAUACAUACUGCUUGAGUAUUAAGACUUUCGACAAAGAUGGCACCACUGUUCGCAUCAAACACUUCAGCAUUCCCAAGAGUGGUGAUUACUUUGUAUUUAUGGAUCGGUACUUCCUUACACUCAACGAUCUAGUUGAUUUCUUCAUCAUGGAAUCAGAAGUUGGACUGUCCCCUUCCAUGGCCAAACAUCCGUGCGUACGGCCCGCGCCCACCAUGCAGGACAUAUCCAUGGAGAAUAAGGACCGGUGGGAGAUGCCCAGGGAAGAGUUGGAUUUUGUUAUGAAGAUUGGCAAUGGCUCCUUUGGCGAAGUGUGGCUUGGGAAGUGGAACGGCAAUGUUGACGUAGCCAUCAAGACAAUGAGAGAUGGCAGGAUGAAAGCAGCAGACUUCCUGGAGGAAGCCAAGGUGAUGAAAGGUCUGCGCCACCCAAACAUCCUAGCACUGUACGCAGUGUGCACCAAGGAGGAGCCGCUGCUCAUCGUCACGGAGUUCAUGCCCCACGGAGCCUUGCUGGACUUGCUGAGAAAGGAAGAGAUGAGCCUGCAGCUGCAGCUGUACAUUGCUACACAGACAGCUGCUGCAAUGAAGUAUCUCGAGAAGAGAAUGUUGAUUCACCGAGACUUAGCAGCAAGGAACAUCUUGGUGGGCCCGUGUUACGUGUGCAAGGUGGCAGACUUUGGUCUCUCCAAACUGUAUGAGGAUGCGAUCUAUGACAAGAAAGUAUCCAAGGGAAAGCUGCCCAUCAAAUGGACGGCGCCGGAAGCACUGCUGCUGCAAAAGUACAGCAGCAAGUCAGAUAUCUGGUCUUUUGGGGUGAUGCUUAUGGAAAUUAUUACCCAUGGUGCAGUACCAUACCCAGGCUAUUCCAACCAGCAGGUGAUAGAAGUAGUGUUGCAAGGCUACCGCAUGCCCCCGCCCUGCCACUGCCCAGACAAGCUGUAUGAACUCAUCUUAAAGUGCUGGGAUAAAGAAGCUGAACAAAGACCCACCUUUUACUUCAUCCACGACUACCUGGAAAACUUUGAUGUACAGGCUGAGAACUCUUAUUAUGAUAGUAACCGAUUAUAGCUCUCUCUCCCUCUUUUACAUAUAUAUAUAUAUAUA